AUGGAAAACAUCUGCUAUCGGUGUUCCAUAUCUGGAGAAUCGCUAAGCGAUCAGGCAUACCUCUUUUUCGACGGAUAUUUUUUAAACGAUUUUAACCAUGACACACCAGACGUGAAGGCAAAUCAAAAGAGUAACAUCUUUUUAGACAAUGAUAAAAAAAGGUUUUCAAAAUACGUAGAGGAUCAACGUAUAAGCACGAAAGAAGGAGACCUGCAAAAUGUGUAUAAGAAGGUGUACACCAAUUUAUACCUAUGCAAAAUGUGCAACGGGCUACACAAUAUCGAUUUGAUACUUUUUUACAAUAAAAAUAGUGCUUUCCAUCAUGAAGUGUUAAAGGAAAAUUCCCCCAUCAGCGCAGAAGAGGAAAAAAAUAUGAACAGUGUCUUUAAUAGCAUAAAAAGUGUACUUCACCUUCUGAACAGUAUUGACAUAGUUUUUUUCUUCCUCUACUUACACAAAACGAAGCAAAUUUUUUACAAAGAGGAAAAUGUUACCCAUAACACAUUUCACCGCAAUUGUGAACGUAUAAAAAAGUACAUUUUAAUACCUCCCCAAAGAAGAAGCAAUAAUUUUUCGAAUAAACAAAUUCGAAAGAUUUUUGCAUAUUUUUUGAUUUAUUUUUACUUAACAUUUUACCAUAAAAUAUGCGACGGUGUAUCCCUAAGUGUGGCCCAAACUGAAUUCGUCAUCAAUUUGUACAAACAAGCUGUGUUAAUUUUUAAUACUCACACAGGUGAGCACGAAGCGGUAAAAACCAAUCAGUCGCCUGAGACAGCGCACAGAAGUAACAGUCGAAGAUAUCGCCGUUACAAUAAAAAAAGGAAAAUAACAAAUGGAAGCGGUGGGGCAAAAGAAACCGCAAUAUUGCACAAUGAAGAGGAUGACGAGGCUGGCGAUAAUGACGACAAUAACCUUAAUGACUGUUUUGCCAAAAAUGAGGAAGAAACUGAAGAGGUAGAAGACAAAACGAAUGCCGCAAGUCCGUCCGAUGAACGCAAAAAUAGGGAACUAGCCCCCACAGACACACUUCCAACCGAUGAGGGCCAAAAUAGGGAAUUAGACCCUACAAACACAUUUCCAACCCUCGACGUAUACAUAUCGCUUAACAACUUAUGCAUCUGUGGCUACUACAAUAAAUAUAACAAAGAAAUGUCCCAAACCAAGUGGUUCAUAAACAAUGAGUCCCAAAGUGCACUGUCAGUGGAAGAAUGCAUUUAUCGGAUUUUUAAAAAAACAUUCCGAUCGGUUAAUUCGGUGUUUAUGGCGUCCGGAAGGGAAGACAAAGAUGUGCGAAUGAUGAGCAUAGGAAGACCCUUCGUCUUUGUCCUGAAAGAAACGAAAUUCUCCUUCCUAAAUUUUUAUCUCUUUUUUAGUAACUUAAAAAGGAUGGAAUUAACGGACACUGCUAGUGGUAACUCCUUUGAAGUUAAAACAAUAGAUCAGAUAAACCUCUUUCUCCAACAAGGAAACUGUGCAGAUGACAAUUCUUUGAGAGACCACAUGUCCAUAUCGAACGAAGGGAAUUCCCCCCCGCAGAGAGUUAACGACAGCUAUGCACUGCUAAACAAAAAAGACACCAUUUCGUUGUACGAUUUAGACUCCCAUAAAGUUCUUGCAGAACAGACAAAGGGUAAAACUGUGAAGGAACAGAAGAUACACAGUUUGAACCUUUCGCGUAACUACAAUAAGGAGCUGGAAGUUCUCCUAACAGGUGAGUCCAUCGGGGUAAACGAAAUGGAAAAUUUUAACCCAAUUGAUACAAAUGAUGCCAAGGGAGACUCCCAAAACGGCAAUUGUGACCUUCUUAACGGAUGUGUACCCCCAAACCAAGCGACCAAUUUGGAAAUCUUAAAAAAAGACGUUACACAGAAUGCCAAUCGAGACGACAAUAUCAACAACCUUGUAGACGUAAAAUUCAGCAACGUUGCUUUUAGCACAAAUUAUGCCUUGAUAAAAAAAAUUAUGAAGUAUGGUGAAGAGAGAAAAAAGGCCUAUAAAUGCAUUAUAUACCACUCCUCCCCAAUGACUAAAGAAAAAAUUGAAAAAAUAAAUCAAGACGUUUUAAGUUAUGAUAAAAACGACAUGUGUGUAAUUAGUGUAAUGCAAAAAACUCCAAUAAGGGUACUCCAUAGAAGGAGUCUACUAAAACGGGAAAAGAAAAUUUUCGAAUUCAACCUCGUUUUUGUUCAUGAACAUUUUUCCUUAUUAUAUUUAUUGGCGCAAUCAGGGAUGUAUAUAAAAGAGUUCGUUAAUGGAGACAGAGGGAGAACUUUUCCAAACUUGAAACACUUCUUUGGGCAGGACACGUUCGUGAAUAUAUUAAACUUAGAUGUUUCGAGUUUUACCUACGAUUUGGAUGUCCAGUAG
Plasmodium vivax (malaria parasite P. vivax) is the source of this 2367-nucleotide messenger RNA. RefSeq lists its product as hypothetical. Gene Ontology annotation, biological process: tRNA pseudouridine synthesis. The coding region runs from base 1 to 2367 and encodes 788 amino acids. The transcript has a single exon. Gene Ontology annotation, molecular function: pseudouridine synthase activity; RNA binding. The record is from RefSeq and is a predicted model, not a curated record. NCBI's taxonomy places the organism in Eukaryota, Apicomplexa, Aconoidasida, Haemosporida, Plasmodiidae.